This is a messenger RNA of Drosophila hydei, 395 nucleotides long. RefSeq names its product protein anon-73B1. The coding region runs from base 81 to 350 and encodes 89 amino acids. The transcript has a single exon. Gene Ontology annotation, cellular component: membrane. NCBI's taxonomy places the organism in Eukaryota, Metazoa, Arthropoda, Insecta, Diptera, Drosophilidae. The record is from RefSeq and is a predicted model, not a curated record.
AACAGCUGCAACAGCUGUUUUAUGAGUUAGUCACCCUGUGCGACGCUUACACAAAGUAAUAAACAAAUUUUUGCAAAAAAAUGUCUGCUGAUAAUAUGGGAGUAGUUGCAGCCACUCUUGACAAAUAUGGUGAAGAAGACUUCAUUACCGUGCUAGUACGCUAUGGACUUUUUGUGGGCGCCAUAUUUCAAUUUGUUUGCAUAUCUGCAGCGGUGUUAAUGAGUGGUAACGAUUCACAGGACACAAUUGAGGACGAGUCACGCCUCAUCGAUGAGCCAGCACAGGGCAACGGCAACGCAGCCCGGCGUCUGCACAAAAUACGUAAACUGGAGAAGAAAAAGCGACGUUAGGUGCAUUUAGUUUUAUACUACUACAUUUAAAAGUAUUUUUAAUAG